AUGUCUAGAAAAAGAAUAGAAGCUCCUCCUUUAACGGAGCGAUCUUAGUAUCGUAGAAUAAGUUAAAAAAGUGUGGAUGAAUUAAAUCAAACUCUACAUGCUAGGAUUAACAGCAUGGUUGGACUUGAUGAAUAAUUAACUAGCAAAAUUAGAUAGCUUCAAUCAGCCUCUCUUACACCUAAGGAUUUAUCAUCAAUUAGUUUGUCAUUAUAAGACAUGGUUAGCACUUUGUAAAAGGUUUCGUAUAAUGAGAUAAUGUACAACUAAUUAGUAAGAGAGAAUGAGAAGUUGAAAAACGACCAAUCUUAUUUGAAAGCUCAAUUGUUUAAAUUCAAUUCACUUAUACAAAAAAUGCAAAAAGAACAUUCAGUACUCUUAGAGAAGAUUAGACAGCAGGAGAUGGACAUUAAUAAUUUGAAUAAAAAGCUUAUAGCUGAGUAAAAAAUAAAUGAAGAAACUUGUAAAAUCUAUAUUGAAAUAUUUAGCAAAGAAAUUAAGGAGAUCAGAAUAAAGAAGUCAAAUAUAACUUUACAAAAAGAUCAAUUGAAAAAUAACUUAAUUGAAGCAUUGUCAGAAAAUGAACACAUAAAAAAGGAUGCAAUCCAAAAAUAGAAGGAUUAUUAAAAACUUUAAAUGGCAAAUAAUGCAUUAAAUCAAAAAUUACAAAGAUUGAAUAAUCGAUUUUACAUAAGCGGAAAGGCAUAAAAUGAAGAAGAGUUCAUAGAUUAAGAGAAGAUGGUUAUAACAUUCACAGAAAUUCCAAAGAACUUUGUAUUUCGUCAUGUAUUUUAAAAUCAGGAAUGCAAGUGUAAUGAAUUAAAAAUAACAAUAGAGUUUAUUUAAUCAGCAUUGGAAUUUUCAACUGAAGAUUUCAUUCUGCAUAUCAAUUCAUUGAAUUAAGAGAGUAAAAAAAUGUAAUUAACAUGGUUAUUUAAUCACAUGGUGAAUUAUAGAGAAUUUAGUUUAGCACACAAUCAUUUUAUCACAAAAUUAGGCUAAUUAGUUUAAUUGACUAACUUUGAUGAAAUGUAUAGUUUUAUAACAACACUCUCCAGCUUCUUUAAAGUUUCUCAUAUGUAUCUAUGGCUAAGAGACUUUUAGACUGGAUUCUUCAUUAAUAUGUGCGAUGGAAAAUAGAGAAAAAUCAUGUGCACUAAAGGAGCAUUUAGAGAUAGUCUUGAAUCCAGAGAAUCAGUCAAUAAAUUAACAGCUCAUAAACAUAUGAUGUAUUAAAGCGAUAAAGGAGAAGAUGUGUUCUAAGAUAAUACUUACAUCUUUCCUGUUAUUACUGAUUAAGCAUUGCCUGCUGGUGUAAUAGAGUUUAGUCAUCCUACUCAUAGCAAUAAUUACAGUGACAUCUAAUAUUUUGCAUCCAUCCUUGGUUUAUUUGUUAAAUUGACAAUCCAAAAAAUAGACGAAGAAAUUCAUUAAAAAUUCUUAUUAAAAUAAAUAGAUAUAUUGCAAACUGAGUUUUUGAAGUUAAUGAAGGCAAAUGAUAAAUUUAACUUUUGUGAAUUGGUGAAAGUUAUGCAGAAUAAGAUCUUGUAAUUAUCAACAAGUGAAAUAGUCUUUGUUGAAGAUAAUAGUUUAUGGAAAUACUACAACCAAAAUAUCAAAAAGUUAGAAAACAUUGCUGGAGUAUGUGGAUAGGUGGCUAUCAGUUAAUCACCAGCUUAUUUUGCAAAUAUCUCAAAAGAACUCAAUUAUAAUGAAAUAAUUGAUAUGUAUUCAAUUGCACCUAUUUUCAUUUAUCCUAUAGUCCACAAAAACAAAACUCAUGCUAUAAUUUAGUUAUCCUUGACAAAUAAAUAAAUUGAUAAAUAUAGAUUCAAAGACCCCUUGAUAAGUCUAACUUAGAUAUCUAAUUAAGCUAGAUUAUUUUGUGACUAUGUUACAACUGCAUACAUAAACAGAUUUUUAUGA
Molecule: messenger RNA, 1923 nt
Organism: Paramecium tetraurelia
Lineage: Eukaryota; Ciliophora; Oligohymenophorea; Peniculida; Parameciidae
Exons: 4
Source: RefSeq, a predicted model, not a curated record